Pogona vitticeps (central bearded dragon) is the source of this 447-nucleotide messenger RNA. The record is from RefSeq and is a predicted model, not a curated record. Lineage: Eukaryota; Metazoa; Chordata; Lepidosauria; Squamata; Agamidae.
AACCCACAGCACUGAAAAAAAGAAGUCCUAUCAAAAAUGAAUUUACUGCUUUCUCAUGUUCUUGUUUGCCCGCUCCGUCCUGUGGAGCGUUUCCGUGACCUGCACCCUGAAGAAAUAUCGGAUUUAUUUCUCACAGCACAGAGAGUUGGCAAUGUGGUGGAACAACAUUUUGGUGGGACAUCCCUUACUAUUUCAGUCCAGGAUGGUCCCGAAGCUGGACAGACUGUGAAGCACGUCCACGUCCACAUACUCCCAAGGAAGUCUGGAGAUUUCAGCAGAAAUGACAACAUCUAUGAAGAGCUUCAGCAACAUGACAAAGAGGCAGAGGAGACGCCUAGCAAGUGGAGAUCAGAGGAUGAAAUGGCUGCUGAAGCAGCAAGCCUCAAGAAGUUUUUUCAAUGAAAGAAGAGGCAAAAAAAAGUACCUUCAAUGAAUUCUGAAGUAUGA